AUGUCGGCGCCGUGGCAGCAGCCUCCGCAGCAGCCUGCGACAAAGGGCCAGCAGUCGGCAGGCAGGCCCUACGACCCCAACGCGGCCGCCACCCCCGUCGGCGCAUCUCACUACUACGAGACGGGCGGCGACGACUUUGGCAGCGCCGAAAAGGGCUACGGCUUCCCCGCAGGCUACGGCGGCGGCGGCAAGUACCGUGGCGACGACACCGCCAUCAGCGAUCCAUCGUCGAGCGUAGAAGUCUACCCGCCACCGCCCCGCCGCUACGAUCCCUACUCGCAUCCCUCUCCUCCCAUGGGCGGCGGCCCCAGCGCCUCGGAAGACAACCUCGCCUCGGACCACAAGAGCAGCAAGAGCGCACCCAAACGGCCCAACAUGUCGAGGCAGGACAGCGAAUCCUGGGAGCGCCUCCUCAAGGGCGCCGGCUACUCGACGGGCAAGGGCGACCAGAGUGCCAACAGCAGCUUCGUCGCACUCAACGGUCGGGGCCAGCCGCAGAACCAAGGAUCCAAGAUCCACCCCUCGAUCCGCCUCUUCCUCUACAUCCUCAUCCCGACCGCGCUGCUCUGGAUCCCGGGCAUCGUGGCGCUCCUCAGCUACGACGCCUCGCCUCGCAACGACUUUAACCGCCCCACGGUCUGGAAGGUCGGCCUCUUCUGGUGGUCGAUCUGGCUCAGCUCGAUCUGGGUCGGCUGGUGGAUCUGCCGCCUGGGCGCCUACCUCAUCCCGCAGAUCCUCAAGCACACCCUCGGCUACAUCGGCACCCAACUCAAGCGCAAGAUCGACUACCUCAUCGUCGUCGAGCGCUACGUCGCCCUCUUCAUGUGGACCGUCGUCCUCUACGUUGUCUGGCUCGUCAUCAUCAUUGGCAACUUCCAAGACCCCAACAAGACGAUCCUCGAGCAGGGCGCGCUGGCGGCCAACUCGACGACCAUCAUCAACGCCUCGGGCUCCGGAUCGGCGGCCGACACGUCGUCGACGGGCAACCUGAUGGCGUCCGGCUCGCGACUGUGGUUCGGCUUCGUGCUGAGCGCCGCGCUGCUGCUGGGCGAGAAGCUCUUCAUCCAGAGCAUCGCCUACAACUUCCACCGCGUCUCGUACGAGGACCGCAUCAGCACGAGCAAGUUCCAGAUCAAGGUGCUGACGACGCUCUACGAGCACUCCAAGAACCUCAACCGCAAGGACACGUACAUUGCCGCCGAGCACGAGGCCAAGCGCAAGUCGUCGGGCAUGCACCUGGCCCGCGUCCACCUCAAAAAGACGGGCCAGAAGGCCAAGCGCGCCGUCCAGACCAGCACCUCGGUCCUCGGCACCGUCGCCAGCGAAAUCUCUGGCCAGGCCAUCCUCCAGGCCAACAACCCGCGCUCGGUCGUCGUCAACGCCCUCAACUCCAAGAAGCAGACCACCGCCCUCGCCCGCCGCAUCUGGUACAGCUUUGUGCCGCCCGGCAAGAGCGAGAUCCUCAUGGACGACAUCCUCCACUGCUUUCCCGACGCCGCCACCGCCGAGGCCGCAUUCGAGGUGUUUGACAAGGACCUCAACGGCGACGUCACCAAGGAGGAGCUCGAGUCGGCGUGCCUCGAGGCGCACCGCGAGCGCAUGGCGCUCCAGGCGUCGAUGAUCGACGUUGACUCGGCCGUCGGCCGCCUCGACUCGAUCUUCAUGAGCGUCUUUGUGCUGAUCGCCGCCGUCAUCAUCGCCGCGCUGCUCUCGGUCAAGUUUUCGACGCUCGUCACCAGCUUCGGCACCGUUAUCCUCGGUCUCUCGUGGCUGAUCGGAUCGACGGCCCAGGAGACGCUCGCCGCCAUCCUCUUCCUCUUUGUCAAGCACCCCUACGACGUCGGCGACCGGGUCGACAUCGGCGACGACUCGUACAUCGUCAAGGAGAUGCGCCUGCUGACGACCGUCUUCAAGACGACCAACGGCAAAAAUGUCAUGAUCAGCCACGCGCAGCUCGCCCAGAAACCCAUCGUCAACCUGCGCCGCUCCGGCCCGAUCGAGGAGACGUUCAAGUUUGAGGUCUCGUUCGACACGUCGUUCCAGCAGAUCGAGAUGCUCCGCUCCAAGAUGGUGCACUGGAUCAGCGGAGAGAAGCGCGACUUCCUGCCCGGCCUCGACAUCAACGUCGUCGACUUCCAGGAGCAGUCGAGCAUGCUGCUCUCGACGGGCAUCCGCUACAAGUCCAACUGGCAGCAGGGCGGCCUCAAGGCCGAGCGUAGGAACCGCUGGCUGUGCCAGUUCAAGGUCUUCCUCGCAGAGUGCAAGAUCUACGGGCCCAGCGGUGAUCCGGGCGUCGCCGCCGUCAAGCGCUACGCCCAGGUGCCCUGGCCGAUCCCCGAGGAGAGCUUCUCGGCCAGCACGGCAAGCGAAAACGUCAAAAAGACGCUCGGCGGGUCCGAGAGGACGUACCGCUUCAUGGACAAGGAUGCCAGCAUCGCCGGCCGCGACGCCUUCGACGACUACGCCCCAGACACGGCCCCGGGCACCGCGCCGCCGUCGAGGCCCGUUUCGCCCGCCAACGCCCUCGAGCAGGGGCGUCUGCGGUCGGGCUUCCCCGCCGCGUCGGCCGCCGCCGCCCCUCCCUACAUCCGCGGACCGCCGCAGCGCCAGGGCACCCAGGAGUCGUACGAGCUCAUGGACGCGCCCGUUUCCGCCAACCGCCGUCCGCUCCAGUGA
Molecule: messenger RNA, 2676 nt
Organism: Pseudozyma flocculosa PF-1
Lineage: Eukaryota; Fungi; Basidiomycota; Ustilaginomycetes; Ustilaginales; Ustilaginaceae
Exons: 1
Coding region: 1-2676 (891 amino acids)
Biological process (GO): intracellular calcium ion homeostasis; calcium ion transmembrane transport
Cellular component (GO): membrane
Molecular function (GO): calcium ion binding; calcium channel activity
Source: RefSeq, a predicted model, not a curated record